CACCAUGGACGACACACCAAAAACCUACCCGAAUCCACCAUACAAAAAAAUGCUCCAUGCAUCCUUGAUUUGAUUAUUCUAUAUAUAAAUACAGCAUCCUCCUUGUACUGCAUGCAGCAAACGUCCCUGAGGCUGUCCAGUGUACUGUACUUUCAGCAUUAUUUCUCAUUACCAAAACAACCAACAAAGUCGAUAUAUUAUAUAAUGUCGAUCAAUAUUCCUAAUAGCGUCUUUGGUGGUCGCUUAUUUGAACCUCUGAAUCUUGAGUUUCAUGAUUUCACAAGCUGUCUAACUAUACCCCAGACUUCCUUCCCAAACGAAACGACGACAUUCGUGAGCGGUAGGGUUGACUGGAAAGAGACCCCAGAGGCACACGUGCUGAAGAUGAAUCUUCCGGGGCUCAAGAAAGAGGAAGUGAAGGUGGAAAUAGAGGGGAAUAGUGUCCUCUGCAUUACAGGCGAGAGGAAUAUAGAGAAAAAAGAGAAGACGGAGAGGUGGCUGCGUAUAGAGCAAAACAGCGGCAAAUUUGUUAGGCGUUUAAGGCUUCCUAAGAAUGGAGAUGCUUGUAAGGUCAGAGCUUGUCUUGACAACGAAGUACUUACUGUUAUAGUUCCUAAGGAGGAGACCAAGAAGAAGCAUCUUCCCAGAUACAUUCCUAUUUCCGGCUGAAAGUUUUGGUACUUAAUGACUUUAAUUUUCUGAUAAUUUGAUAAAAUAAAGCACUGUGAUCAUGUAAACGAUCCAUCCUAUGCUAAAUCUCAUAACUGAUCAUUAAGUAA
This is a messenger RNA of Carya illinoinensis, 779 nucleotides long. RefSeq names its product 18.1 kDa class I heat shock protein-like. The record is from RefSeq and is a predicted model, not a curated record. The transcript has a single exon. Gene Ontology annotation, biological process: protein folding; response to salt stress; response to heat. Lineage: Eukaryota; Viridiplantae; Streptophyta; Magnoliopsida; Fagales; Juglandaceae. Bases 112 to 669 code for a protein of 185 amino acids.